AUGACGUUCCGCAUGCAUUGUGGGGCAGACAGGGUCAGGCAGGCAUUAGACAACCAAAGUUGUGGGCAUUCUGUGCAGCACCGCGUGGCAGUGAAAGGUUGCGCGGCGUUGCCUGCAAUGGCGAGCGAGCCGUUGCUGCCUGCACAAGGCACAUCUGCGGAGGUGGGCGGUGGAGGUGUGGUUUAUGCGCAUCUUCCUACGGAUGUGAGAAAGCAAUGGUACGCGCUGGCCUUCAGCGCUGACAUUCCAGCUGCCAAGCCAAAGCGAGUCGGCCAGGCAGCGCCAACUCCCAUGUCUACAUCCUUGCUCGGAGAUCCUCUCGUGCUGUGGCGCGACCUGCAGGGCAAGGCACACUGUGUGGCAGACAAGUGCCCACACCGCUCCGCGCCGCUUUCAUUGGGCACUGUCAACGGCGACAGCGGCCAUGUUGAGUGCAUCUACCAUGGCUGGCAAAUUGAGGGCACAUCUGGGCAUGUGGUGGAAAUCCCAGCGCUUCAAGAGGGGAAGCCAAUCCCCUCGAAUGCCAAGGUGCAGACUUAUCCGGUCUUGGAGCAGGAUGGAGUUGUGUAUGUUUGGCCCGGGCCUCCGGAGGCAGCAGAAGACACUGCAUCCCCGCCCAGGGACAUGACAGAUGAGGGCACGGCAUUGGCAGAUCCAAGCAGUGGCUUCGUACUGUCGACCAUGUGCCUGGACCUGCCGAUUGACCAUUCCCUCAUGGUUGAGAAUCUGCUUGACCCCGCCCACAUUCCCUUUGCUCAUGAGGGCACCAUUGGCAGCCGCAAGAAGAUUGAGAAGAUGAACAUGACCAUCGAAAAGACUGCCAACGGUUUUCGGGGCCGCAUCAAGCCUGAGUACUACAACGCCUUCGAAGCUCCCUGCAACAUUGUCUUGCACACCCCUCCCAAGCCUGGAAGUUGGGACAUGUACCAGUACGUGGCAUGCACCCCCACUGCGCCGGGGCAGAUGCGGAUGGUCUACCGUGCCUACCGUAACUUCGCCACGUGGGUCGAAAAGGUUCCGCCCCUCAAGCGAGCUUUCGACCGGAUGAGCCAGAAGAUUGUCUUCCAGGACUACCAGCUCCUGCUCGGACAGCAGCUGCGCCUUCGAGAGCACGCCUUGCCGUGGAACAGCACGAUCCAAGUCGAUUGCUUGCCUCUUGCAUAUCGAAAGUACUGGCAAAGAACUUUCGGAAAGAAAGAUGGGCCGUGGUGGCGGGGCUGGGACGGCAAGCUGGACUUGGAAGACCUGGAGAAGCUUGGCUCUUUCGACAAGGAAUUUGACUGCAACGGAUGCGCUCUUCCCAAGCGGCCGCAUCAUCCGCAGAACGUGCUGGAAGUGAGUGGCACGCCUGGCGUUGCGCUGCGCCCGGAGCCCAGCGCCGCAUGGAAGGUGUGGGGCCCGCCCCUCGCGGCUGCGGUCUUGGCGACGCUGUGCACGUCAAAGCUGAUGCGCGCAUGA
Effrenium voratum is the source of this 1458-nucleotide messenger RNA. The record is from the annotation of a GenBank genome assembly. Lineage: Eukaryota; Dinophyceae; Suessiales; Symbiodiniaceae.